Messenger RNA from Penicillium arizonense, 783 nucleotides. Its product is annotated as putative LaeA-like methyltransferase. The record is from RefSeq and is a predicted model, not a curated record. The transcript is spliced from 5 exons. The coding region runs from base 1 to 783 and encodes 260 amino acids. Lineage: Eukaryota; Fungi; Ascomycota; Eurotiomycetes; Eurotiales; Aspergillaceae.
AUGGGAAGUAUCUCUGACCAAAGUGUCUAUCUCCUUAGUCGGGAUGGUGCUGAAACUGAACGCCUCAACAACCAACACCGAUUCCUAGUGGAAAUCUCGGGAAAUAUUCUACACCCAUCAAUUCCCGCAAAAAAUAUAACUGCAGUCGCCGAUCUGGGCACGGGAACAGGAAUAUGGCUUGAAGAUAUCGCAAACUGCCUCCCUAAUAAAUCGGUCUACCUCCACGGGUUCGAUAUCUCUCCUGCGCAAUACCCAUCCGGUAGCGAGAUCCACCGACCAGGAAGGAAUCCGAUUCCGUUGAGUGUACAUGAUGCACUACACCCAUUUCCGGUUGAGCACCAUGCUCGGUAUGACCUUGUUCAUAUCCGGCUUUUGACGGCUGGGUUGAAGUAUGCGGAUUAUGCUACUGUUCUUGCGAAUGCAAGAGAUCUACUGAAACCAAACGGCUACCUCCAAUGGGAAGAAGUCGACCACACAGCAUUCUGCACAGACAGCAUCCCCGAAAACCCAGCAAUUACCAAACUCCGCCAAUCAGUAAUCGAAGCCAUGCUCAAACUAGGCCUGUGGCCCUUCGCCCCCCAGCAUGUACACCACCAACUCGCUGCAGGCGGGUUCCGCGAUAUACGGCGUGCUACGUAUACGACUAUAGACAGGGAGGGGAUGCGGGCUAUUUCGCAGAAAUGGGUUGCUGGUGUUAUGCGUGCGCUUGUUCCGGCUUCUAUGGUUGUUACUGGUGAGGCGAGGGAUGAGAGGCAGGCCAAGGAGGUUGUUGAGCGGAAUUAA